This is a messenger RNA of Trichobilharzia szidati, 3176 nucleotides long. NCBI's taxonomy places the organism in Eukaryota, Metazoa, Platyhelminthes, Trematoda, Strigeidida, Schistosomatidae. The record is from the annotation of a GenBank genome assembly.
GAUCGAUUAAGGGUUCAGAUUUAUCCGAAAAUCACGAGGCGAGCUGGAAGAAAUCAUAAGUUUUCAGAUUGGUCAACUGAGAGCAUUGAAUAUUUUCUGAACCUUCUCAAGGUCAUGUGAAGGUUAUUUGGACUGAGGUUUUGAGUCAUCUGCUUUGGUUGUUUUCGAUGACGUUUUUGUGUGUUCCCACGAUAUCCACCUCAGAAGUCGACGUGACUGUACCACUAGAAAAAUUUAUUUCUGCGAAAUUCGGACAAUCUGUUGCAAGAGAGUGUAUCAAUCCUCUAGAAAGACUGAAUGUUUUACGCAGCAAGGCUUGUUUUGUUCUGGACUGCCACUUAACCGAACGGAUUGAGUCCCUUGCAAUGUAUCAUGAUGCUUUGUGGAAUUUUGAAAAGCGGAUCAAUACGUCAGAAGACUUAGGCAUUACAUGGAGCUGGAGCGACAUAUCUCAAAAGAACUAUUCAAAGCAUUAUUCCUUUAGCUUUGAAAGAAUGAAUAUUAUUUUUUGUUAUGCUGCUGUCCAUUCAGCUUUGGCUACGACAUAUAAUUUAAACAUGGAGCACACAUUAAUGAAGGCUAUUUCUAGUUACAAGAUUGCUGCUGAAGCAUUCGAGUAUCUUGCUCUACAUGUGGAACAGUCGAAUAAGAAUAUGACUCAAGAGUUACUAACUGUUUUCAGUGAUGUUAUGAUUGCACAAGCCAAUGAGUGCAAUUUUCUUCGAUUUCGCAAUGAUGAACCUGAAUAUCGACGUAUUGUAAAUCAUAUCAAUAAAUUGUAUAAAAAGUGCCUGGAUUCAUUUUCAGCCAUUUCAAAUUGUUUACAAGAUGAAGACAUAGCAAAAUGUUUACCUGAGGACUGGCAGCGAGUUAUUAAAACGAAACAAAAGUAUUACAGUAUUUUAGCCUCAGCUCAUUUAGUUGAAGACAAACGAAAAUGCAAAAGGGACGCUAAGGAAUCUGCUGGUCUUCUAGUUUCUAGAUUCACGCGUAGUCUGUCAUCUCGUCGUUGGUCAGAAAGUUUUGCACCUGUACAUGAGAUUGAAACCAAUAGUGAAGUACAAGCAACUCCUGUCCUAAGCAAUGAUGUCAUAACAAAGGAGAACUUGCGUAUACCGCUAUUGUUUCCAGAACCAGAAGACAUUUUUGAAGUGUUGGUUCCAUUUCCUGUUCUUGAAGGUUUAGCUAUUGCUAACGACACACGAACAGCAAUUGUUAAUUCGGAAUUUACCAAGUUGAAGAAUGCUGAUAUUACUUUUGAGAGGGAAAUGACUAAACACAAUUUUCCACGUUCAUUAGAACUCAGUGUAUUUCAAUUGAUUUGUGAAACAAUUUUGAAAGAAUCUUCUAAAAUUCGAAAUUCUGGUGGAUUAGAGGCUUUAAGAGAGAAAGUCUAUUCACUGAAACCAAUGGCGGAAGACCGAUUCAAAACACUUGCAGAAAUAGAAGAGAUGUUACGUAAAGAAGAAAACAAUGAUGUUGCUUUUCGAACUGGUUACACUAAUGUUUUGUUUCGUGAACCAUCAGAAAAGUUGAAUGCUAGUUUUCGUGAAAAAAUUGAUAAAAUACGUCUAUCUGUACAACUGGUGUCUGAAAAAGACUUGGAUGUGAUAUCUUUAUUCAAACAACACGAAGCAAGCUUUCAAACAUUGAACAUGCCUGAAAAUGAAAUUCUAGCCUAUAUUCAGUCAAAUUUGGAGGCUGAAGAGAUAGGCAUUAUCGAGGAAAUAGAAAAUAUUCGUAAAGAUUUAAUACGUAUUUGGGAACAACUUGAAGUGAAUAAAUGUCAGCGCAAUGAUGUCAUAAAAAUGUGGGAGUUGGUUUGUUUACCACCGAAUUUUAUUGAAACACUAACCAAAUGGUAUCGUACAGAUGGUGAAAUUAAUCAUAAUGAAGUAACUGCAAGAACAUUUCGUGAUAAAGUUGAUGCAGCACGUAUGUGUGUGAAUGAAAAUUUAGACGAACAGCGAAAUCUAUUAUGUCAACUACGUAUAAAAUAUGAACCGUAUUUUAAUCAUAUUCUUAAAUACCAACAGCACAAAGUGAUAGCAAAUUUACAUGAAAUGUGUAAAAUACUUAAAACAAUACGUAAAGAUGUAGAGAAAAGUUUACAUUGGCAUUCUGAAUUUGAAAGAUUAUGUAGUGAAGAACUACAGUUAGUUGACGACUUCUGUCUUGCUCGAAGUGAUGAAAUAAACCAGAUUAUCGCAGAAAAUGAACAGUGGGUAUCUGUGACCAAUGAUUUAAAAUCAACAGACUAAUUUCAAGGAGGGCACCACCAUACUGCAUAUUAUAUACAUAUACAUAUAUUCAAGUGUAUUUUUUUGAUAGAGUUCAGUACAUACCUUUUUGACAUUUCACCUAUUACAUUUUUAUUGCAUUUUACUAAUUUUUGAAAACCGUCAUUUUAUGACAAAAUUAUCCAUCGUUUAACUCCACUUCUAUUGCUUUUCACACAUCGUCUAUCUUUGAAACGUAAUUUUCAUCCACCAAUGUCAUGGAGGGCAGCAGAUAGUUUGGGUGUGUGCAUACAUAGGGACAGGGAGUGACAGUCAUUCUCAGCACAAUCACUCAUUACGUUGCAUUACAUUAUUUUCCAGCAAAAGUUUUUUUCCCCAUUAUUUUGAUUUUUUUUUAAAUCUUCAUUUUAAUCGACACAUGCUUGAAACCCAUCACUUUGCAUCAGUAAUAUAGAAAAUAUUUAACAUUUUGUGAUAACUGACCAAAGUCCAUAUGAAGCAAUAUUUUUAUGCACCAAAUAAUAUUAUACUUUAUUUAAUUCAUCAUGCUUUAUUAUGUAAUAUAUAUCAUCAAAUUGUUGGUGAACAAUAAACGAUCAGUUUUUACUAACUGUUUGUUUUGUUACAUGCAUUACCUCUUCUUCAUUAUGUGAUUAUGAGGAGGUUUUAGCUAGACAAGUAGUCAAAAGAUAGUAACCAGAUCAGUCAUUCCUACAGGAAGUCGAUUGUGACCUCAAUAGCUUAACGAUACACUUAUUACCUUGGUGUUUUAGUGGUAGAAUGCUUACCAAACACGCACAGGUUCUGGGUUCGAUUCCUGGCCGAUGUAUUCCUAAAUCCCACUGAAGCAGUAGUAAGCUGCGUAAUGAGAGGAGGUUGCGCACGAUGGUAACAACCCCACCCUGUAGAAGUAGAGCCAACGGCAACUGAAACUUC